Molecule: messenger RNA, 3568 nt
Organism: Dermatophagoides farinae (American house dust mite)
Lineage: Eukaryota; Metazoa; Arthropoda; Arachnida; Sarcoptiformes; Pyroglyphidae
Gene: crm
Product: cramped chromatin regulator
Biological process (GO): pattern specification process
Cellular component (GO): nucleus
Molecular function (GO): chromatin binding
Source: RefSeq, a predicted model, not a curated record
AGUUUCAUCAAACACACACGUGAAAUAUAAGAAAAUUUUCCGAUGAAAAAAAUGUUGACAGGAUCUACAGAUGCCUCCAAUAAUGAGAACAAUCAAAAGAAGACGUUUGGAUAAUACAAAUGAUGUUGAGAUAGAAUGUUCGAGUUUGUUGGAUGAACAAUCAUCGGCAAAACAAUCAUUAUCGCCACUAAACAAUCAUCCUUCACAACAACAACAACAGGAAUCAUUACCUGAUGAUCAAAAUGUUAGUUCAGGCUCAUCACCACCAUCGACGACGACGACGGCGACAACAACCACAAAUGAAACGGAUAAUUUCAAGACACCAUUACCAGUGUCAAAUGAUCAUUUUGGUAUUCGAAGAAAAUCAAAUCGAAUAUUAAGUUUAAAACGUUUGAAUCAAAGUCAACAACAGAAUUCAAAUCUGGUUACAUCAUCAACAUCAGAUCAUAAUGAUCUACAACAACAAGCUCAAAUUUCUGAAUGUGAUCAAAGCAAUAACAUUUCAGCUGUUGAUCCAUCAAAUCAGAAACCAAAUCAAGCAUCGAAUAUAUCAAGUACUGCUUUGAAUAACAAUGUCACAACAAGUAACAGUAGCAGCAGCACCACUAAUGCAACUGGAACGAACUCUCAAAAUUCAAAUUCAGGAAAAUCAUUGCGUAAAAUUCAAGCAUGGACCGAAGAUGAUAUUCGUUGGUUUUUUGAAGCACUAGGAGAACAUGGUAAAGAUUUUCCACAUAUUCAAUCAUAUAUUGCAUCACGUUGUGAAAAGAAAGGUAUUGCAUCGGAAUUGAUAAAAAAUUAUGAACAAGUUCGUCAUUUUUAUUAUCGUAUGUGGCAUAAAAUAUCACAAUUAUUGAAAAUAUCAUCAGAUGUGGAAAAAGGUGUACAAGAAAUUUAUGGUCUUAUUAAUUAUGGUGAAAUAUGGAAAAAAUUUGGCUCAAAAGUUGAUUGCCGAUUGAAUGUUAGCCUUCAGCAAUUAGUUGAUUAUGGUUAUACUGUUGUUAAAAUGAAAGGUAAAAAUGUUCGUAUUCGUACACCGGUUUGUAAUGCAUUGAAAAAGAUACACAAUAUUGAUAAUAAAAUAAAUAAACCAGCUACACAGCCAUCGAUGCCAAAAGAGAUUGGUAUCGAAUUAAUACCGGCUACAAACGCAGAUUGGAUACGUGUACAUUCUAUUGCACAGAAUCCAAGAUUACGAACCCGUCUUGGUAUGCAACAACGAUUAUCAACAUUGAUUUGUUAUCUAGAAAAACGAUGGAAUGCGAAUCGGAUUCGUUCAUCCGUCAGUGAUUCAUCGAUUGAUCAAUCAGAUAGUAAUAAUAAUGACAAAUGUCGGCUUCGUUUACGUGCCCGAAAUUCUAGCCGAUUAUGUGAUGUUACACUCAAAUCGACAGCUAAUUCUAUAUCAUAUCAUUCAUAUCGUUCAACAACACAUGGCAUUGGUCAGAUUGAUCUUUCACUUUCGGCAUAUAUGAAAAAUAUGUUCAACGAUACAAAUAGUGGUUUGAUGAAAAAAUCUAAAAUGAAUAAAAAAUCUGCUGCUGCAAAAAAAUCUACAACAACUACAACAACAGAUUUACCAGUAUCAAAAGAUUCAAAUAAUGAAUGUGAUACUAAAGAUGUUAAAGAUGAUAAUGGUAAAGAUGAUCCACAACAACCAGUUGAUCUAUUUAAAUUAUUGGAUUCAAUGAAUGAAGAAUUAGAAAUAUCACCUAAUCAUAUGAAUGAUACAAAGAAUGAUUUAUCGUAUUCUGACAAAUGGAAAAAUACUUUUGAACAUCAAGAUUCGAUUGAUACGACAAUCACAAAUUCAAAUGUUGAUGAUGAAGAUAUUCGUUUACCUGAACCACCGGCCAAUCAAACAUUAGCACAAUGGCUUGCCGGUGGUGAUAUUGAUGAUGAUGAUAAUAAUGAUGAAGAUGAUGGUGGUGGUGGGGGUGGCAGUAAUGUUAAUAAACCAAUGAUGAAUGAUGAUUUGGAUUGUGAUAAUGAAUCCAUGAAAAAUAUAUCCGAUAAUGAUCAUCAUUCGAUAAAAAUAGUUGAUCCAUCCAAAACAACAACAUCAACGAAUCGAAAACAACGUUCACAAGAAAUGAUGACCGAAACGGUUCAAUUAUUAACAGCCGAACAAGCACGUAUAGGAUGGACAAUGAAUGAAGGAAAAGCAGUUACAAUCGGUGAACUAUAUCUAUUGUUUUGUCAACCAGAAAAAAUUAUUCUUGAAUACACCUGGAUCAUUGACGAUGAUCCAUCAACCGUCUGUGAUAAUGAAUCUAUUCAACCUAAACCAUUGAAUAUUUUACAAAAAUUUUUGAUUGCUGCCAAUAUGACAUUGAUGAGUUAUAAGAAAUCAACAUGUAAUAGCACUGUAUCUACAUCAUCAAAUUCACGUAAACGACAAGCGAAUAAAAACUUGACCACAACGACGACUACCACCACUAAUGCUAAUCAUCAGCAAUCAAGUUCACAAUUAUUAUCGAAUAUAAUACAGGAAACAAUAUUGAAUGAUUGUCCAAAUCAGGAACAAUCAUCAAAUUGUGUCAAUGGUGAUGAUGAUGGAAAAAAUUCAAAACAAUCGAUUGAUGCAAAAUCUGGUCAGCUGAGUAGUAGUAGCAGUAGCAAAUCGAAUCAUCAAAAAUCUUGUUCCAUUACGAAUGAAAAUGUGAAUGAAAAAAUAAAAACGACAAAAAAUAACCGUACGACAGCUGUAUGUGUUGAUGAUCCACAUAAAGUUGAUGAAGUACUUAAAGAAUUAAAAAUUCGUGGUCGUCGUUUUGGAAAACCGGUGAAUAAAUUCAUGUAUAAUCAUCAUCCUAGUAAGAUACUUAAUAUGAAUGGUAAUAAUAGGAUAUCACAACCACCACAUCAACAACAACAAUCAACAUCGAAAUCAUCAACCGUUUUAUUAAAGGUACGUGCAUCGAAUCUACGACAAUCAGCGGAUAGUACAACAACAUCGAUACCUAAGCAGAUUGUAUUGACCGCUACAACUAAUGAUGUAAUAAAAAAUUCAGAAAAAUCAUCAUCAGUAUUGAUACCAAUUCAAUUGGAAACAGCUAAGUCAUCAUCAUCAACAAUCGAUUCGAAUGAUUCAACAACAUAUCUUCAGCUAAUGCCAUCUACACAGAAUUUAUCGAUUCAAACCAAUACAAUAGUAGCAUCAAAAGAAUUGGAUAAAACAAACGAAUGGUUUUCCAAUUCUAAUCAUAAUGAUGAUGUUGGUAGAUCAUUUUUAUUUCCAAAUAAUGGUGAUUAUGAUGGUGGUGGUUACGAUCAACAUUCCAUACAAUCAUCGUCGAUGGUCAAAAUGUUGAAUGAAACUCUUGACGAACCGGUUACUGUUCCAACAUUCGCAUCAGCAUUACCUACCGAUAUUAUUGAAACACAUAUGAAUACGUUUGCCGAAGAUAAUUCAAUCGAUUUGAUGGCCAAAUUUGCCGAUCUAGCCGAACAGAUUACAUCGACUGAUCAUAAUGCACCACAUUUUAAACAUGUAUAAAAUAUUGUUUGUCCUUCAUCGGCCGAACGUGUCUGUAAUGUGGCAAAUGUUUGUUUAUCAUGACCACAG